This is a messenger RNA of Boleophthalmus pectinirostris (great blue-spotted mudskipper), 2071 nucleotides long. RefSeq names its product T-cell surface glycoprotein CD3 delta chain-like. NCBI's taxonomy places the organism in Eukaryota, Metazoa, Chordata, Actinopteri, Gobiiformes, Gobiidae. Gene Ontology annotation, biological process: positive thymic T cell selection; cell surface receptor signaling pathway. The transcript has 5 exons. Gene Ontology annotation, molecular function: transmembrane signaling receptor activity. Gene Ontology annotation, cellular component: alpha-beta T cell receptor complex; external side of plasma membrane. The record is from RefSeq and is a predicted model, not a curated record. Bases 197 to 715 code for a protein of 172 amino acids.
GUAGGUUUCAAAAGUCUGCCUUCAUUUUGAGGUGAAUUCAAAAUGAGAGCCCUCACUUCCUGUGUGUGGUACACCAUGUUGUGAGUGUCACACACAAAGACAUACAGACACAAGACUGAGACCAAACUCUCAACCUGCCUAUUUCGAAUUUAACUUUACUCUGAAACCUUUGGUAAAAUAGUGCAGAUAAUUGAACAUGAUCUCCCGGACCGUCCUUGCUGUUGUCCUGCUCGUCAUAGCAACAGUGGAAGCAAAAAAAGGUGAUGUAACCUUCUGGAUGGACAAAAUUAAGCUGACAUGUCCUGGGAAUGGAGAAUGGUUUGAUGGCAGUCAUAAAAGUAUGAACAGAACUGAUACCACACUUGAACAAAAUUUCAUUGGUCCCAAGGAACAAUACCACUGUCUACAUGACUCAGAGUCCUACUACUUCUAUAUCAUUGGAAAAGCCUGUACAUACUGUUUCGAGUUGGAUGCCGUUGUUUUAGCCGUAGUCAUUGUUACGGAUGUGAUUGUAACAGGUAUAGUCAUGAUAAUGGUCUACAAAUGCACCAAGAAGAAAACUGCAGGACCACAACAUGCACCUAAAGCUGGCCGUACAAGACUCGAAAACAUACCCCUCAGUGAUCAUAGUUCUCCUUAUGCUCCUCUGAGCCACCACACUCGCUCCAAUGACACCUAUUCUCAUAUCCAGCCAUCCAUUAGCAAGACAGGAUAGAGACAGGACCACUGCCUAGGACAAUUUAACAACAUCUAAUGAACUGAAGAGGAUCUCAGCGGUCGUGGUCAUUGGAGUCCUGCAUGUACUGAACACAGACAGGGACACUUUGCAAGUCUGAAAAUAUCUGGGCUGGGAGUUUUGGUGGACCUUUUGUAAACACAGUGAUGUCUGUUAGUAUGGACAGUAAGACAAGGAGAGCAAGGAUUGGAGAAACACAGCUUUUUGAAAUUUGGAAAUUAUUGGCAAGUUUGCUUGUGAUAUUUACUUCUCAAAAGACAAAUACAAGCUCUGUAAUAAAACUGACACCCUAAAUCAGGAACACUCUAGAAAUGAUUAUCAGAUACAGAUACAGAUACAAUACAGUAAUUCAUCUUUAUUGUAUUAUUGAUACUUUUUGAUACUUUGCCGUGACGUCACACUGUGGGUGUGCUAUAUGUAUCUCUAUAGACAAAACAUUCAGCAGUUACCAUGGUAACACAAUGCACACAAAAAUGUUUUAAGUCUGAAAACUCAACAAAAAAACAUAAAACGGAUUUUUUAAAAAAUUUUCAGGAGCCUGUGAUACAAGUGUACAAUACAAGUGUUCAUGGUCCUGCUUAGGUGUUUGGUUUUCUGUUUUUUUUUUUUGGUUUUGGUUGAAAAACUGUAGGCUAAUGCUAGCUAGCCUGAGACCAAAAUUUUAUUUUUGAGAAACUUGUUUAACAGCACAAAUCAGUUCACUUGUUGCCGUUCCAGCUGGUUCUUUAUGGUCAGAUUGUGAUAAAACAAAGUUUAGAAAUUAGAUUAAAAUCAGAUUUAUGUAACAGAGCUUCAGACAGAGCAGUGCCCACAGAUAGCACCACACCCAGGGGCGGACUGGCAAUCUGUGCGUUCCGGAAAAGUCCAGAAUAGCCAUUUGACCAUGGGCCGAUUGGGGCUGCCGUAACACGCCCCCACUCCUCAAUUUUUUUCCGUGAGCCGAUUUUUCAGGGAAAGGUCCAGGGCCGUUUUUUGGUCCCAGUCCGGCCCUGACCACAGCACCAGGGAGUGCUGAUGACAUCAGCUGCAAAGUAUCAAUAGUGUCUUCUUAUAUGUGUACAUAUGUAAAGGGUCACUGAAUGUCUAAUGCCUGUGUAUAUAUUGGAUUAGACUCUUAUGUUAUAUUAAAAGCAGUGUUGUUGUUUUUUUGUACAUCUCAUUUUCCCUGAUGUGGUAACUAUUAUUACCCACUGUUUCUCUGAGCACAGACAUAUUCAAAUGUACAAGAGUUUAUGAGUUUAUUUGAUUCAUUUAGGUCUAAUAUCAACUAGCAUGCCACAUUGUAACACUGCUUCUUGAUUCCCUGUUCUGUCUUGAUGUCAUUGUAAAUAAUAA